Cyphomyrmex costatus is the source of this 1371-nucleotide messenger RNA. RefSeq names its product nuclear receptor subfamily 2 group E member 1. Gene Ontology annotation, molecular function: DNA-binding transcription factor activity; zinc ion binding; sequence-specific DNA binding. The transcript is spliced from 9 exons. Lineage: Eukaryota; Metazoa; Arthropoda; Insecta; Hymenoptera; Formicidae. Bases 1 to 1371 code for a protein of 456 amino acids. Gene Ontology annotation, biological process: regulation of DNA-templated transcription. The record is from RefSeq and is a predicted model, not a curated record.
AUGGAAGAAGAAGAAGACGUUGGUAUACACGACGAAGGCAGAGACAGAUUACUUGACAUACUGUGUGAUGUAUGUGGCGACCGUAGUUCUGGAAAACACUACGGCAUCUACAGCUGCGACGGUUGCUCGGGUUUUUUCAAACGAAGUAUACACAGCAAUCGGGAGUACAUCUGUAAAGCCCAGGGUGCUAAGAAAGGACGUUGUCCAAUCGACAAGACUCACAGGAAUCAAUGCCGUGCUUGUCGCCUCGCUAAGUGCUUCGAAGCUAACAUGAACAAAGACGCAGUGCAACAUGAGCGCGGACCGAGGAAACCAAAACCCCACGCGAUUAUUUCGUCGGAGAAACAGCAUCAGCAACAGUCGCCGAUUGUCACGCAAAUGUCUCCUCAUUCUGCGACUCCAGUGCACAGUGAUCGAUUAAGACCAGCACUAGCUCCUCCGUAUGUUCUCUCACCACACAGAAGGUUAAGGUGCGACCAAAGAUUCACGCCUUAUCCACGACCGAUGGCGCUGGUACAGAAACCGCCGGAGGAAUCACCGUCCCCUGUACCGUUGAUUCUACCGCACCCUCGCACAACUACGACCCUCUAUCAAGCGGCCACAACUGUCUCCUUAGCGCCGCAGCCUCCCCUUCUGCAGAUACUAAUGUCCGCCGAGGAAUGUCAGGAACUGGUUUGGAACGCGCGAUUACAACCCACAGCAGAGUAUCCGAUGGAGCAAAUAGAAACGGAGACGAGUCGGAGUCCAACAGGCACCGUACAGAGCUUUAGUCCGACUUGGGAAAUGCUGCAGGAGACGACGGCCCGACUGCUAUUCAUGGCUGUCAGAUGGGUGCGUUGCUUGCCGCCCUUCCAAACGAUAUCGAAGGACGAUCAAUUGUUGCUACUAGAACGAUCCUGGACGCAGCUGUUUUUACUGCAUUUGGCGCAAUGGUCCGUUUCCUGGGAUAUCACCGCGCUCCUUGAGGAUGAGCAAGUGCGUAGCAGACUUCCUACGGACGACAACCCAACGAAUCAGGAGCUCGUCCUUAUCCAGGCUAUAAUAUGCCGAUUCAGGCAACUGUCUCCCGAUUUUGGUGAAUGCGGUUGUAUGAAGGCAGUGGCUUUAUUUACGCCAGAGACGGUAGGCCUGCACGCGGUCCAGCCCAUUGAGAUACUGCAGGAUCAGGCACAACGUAUUUUAGUGGAUUAUACAAGAUCACGGUAUCCACAACAACCUAGCAGAAUCGGCAGAUUAAUGAUUUUAGUUGGAUAUCUGAGAUGCGUCUCUUCCAAGACCGUUGAACGUCUGUUCUUUCACGAAACCAUCGGGGAAAUACCAAUCUCGCGCUUACUAGUCGACAUGUAUCAAAUGGAAAAGUAUAUUAACUGA